Durusdinium trenchii is the source of this 4044-nucleotide messenger RNA. NCBI's taxonomy places the organism in Eukaryota, Dinophyceae, Suessiales, Symbiodiniaceae. The record is from the annotation of a GenBank genome assembly.
GUCCGGAGCCCAAAGGUUUCAACAUGUUUCAACCGAUGUAUGAUUCCAUUUGUUGUUUUGUUUUUUAAAUAAAUGUGUUUCCUUUGCAAAUGUCUUCAAAGGAAAGAUGAAAUCAAAACGGCCGGCAGUGCCAGUUUCUUCCACAAAGCUUCUUCGAGUUGUUGCAGUUGUUUUCUUUGCCUUCGGAGUUUGAGAUUUGUGAACCAAGAACGAAGAACUGUUCACGCACGGAUUUCUGUUUUUCUGCAGCACGGAUUGAGGGCCCUAGCUUCAUCUCGCGUCUAGCGAUCGAUGGCUGGGUCCAACAGCAACAUGCUCGUGAAGUGUGAAACAAAGAGCAACAGAGUAAAAGGCUUGAGCUUUCACCCCAAGCUCAGUUGGAUUUUGGCCAGUCUUCACAAUGGCACGAUCCAACUUUGGGACUAUCGGAUUGGCUCGUUGAUUGAUAAGUUUGAGGAGCACGAGGGCGGUCCAGUGCGUGGAGUGUGUUUUCAUCUCUCACAGCCUUUGUUCGUCUCCGGAGGUGACGAUUACAAGAUCAAAGUGUGGAACUACAAGCUCCGCAGAUGUAUCUUCACCCUCCUGGGCCAUCUCGAUUACAUUAGGACUGUAGAGUUUCACGAUGAAUAUCCUUGGAUCCUGAGUGCUUCGGAUGACCAGACGAUCCGCAUUUGGAACUGGCAGUCUCGCUCCUGCAUCGCCGUCCUCACGGGUCACAACCACUACGUGAUGUGCGCCCAUUUUCACCCCAAGGAGGACUUGGUGGUGUCGGCGUCCUUGGACCAAACGGUCCGGGUUUGGGACACCUCUGGACUCCGGGACAAGACCGUGGCCAUCGGCACGCCUGGGCCCACGAGUGGCACCUCCAACGAUGUCUUCGGCACCUCGGACGCCGUGGUGAAGUAUGUCCUCGAGGGUCAUGAUCGAGGAGUGAACUGGGCCUCCUUUCACCCGACGCUUCCAUUGAUCGUAUCCGGUGCAGACGAUCGAUUGAUCAAGUUGUGGAGGAUGAACGAUACCAAGGCGUGGGAGGUGGACACUCUUCGCGGCCAUUUCAACAAUGUCUCCUGUGUGAUGUUCCACCCCAAGAAGGAGCUGAUCUUGUCGAAUUCGGAAGAUCGUACCAUCCGUGUGUGGGACGUGACCAAGCGGACCGGCAUCCACACCUUCCGCAGGGAGAACGAUCGCUUUUGGAUUAUCACCGCUCACAGAACAUCCAACUUGAUCGCAGUAGGCCAUGAUGCAGGGAUGGUCGUCUUCAAGUUGGAUUGUGAGAGACCCUUGGCACAGACACAUGGCCACAACCUCUUCACGGUGCAGGAGAGAGAGGUUCAGGUCAUGGAUUUGGACAAGGGUUUGAAGGGUGUACAGCUGGGCUCUUGUAAGCGAGCCAGUAAUGCCAUGACAUCUGGAUUGAAGUCCUUGCAGUUCAAUGCUUACAAUCCCUCAGAGACCAACAUUUUGAUCUUCUACACCCAGGAUGGUGGCUGUUAUGACCUUUAUGUGGGUCCCAGCAACAUCACGAGCGACACCAGCAUCUCCCCCAAGCAGGGCAAUGCACAGGCCGUUUGCUUCACCGCCCGGAACCGCUUCGCGGUGCUGCAGUCCGGUGGUUCCGUGGGGAUUUACAACCUGCAGAACGAGCUCUCCAAGAAGUUGGACCCACCAGUCACCACGGACUACAUCUUCCCAGGUGGCAACAAUCGAAUUUUGCUGAAGAGCGAAGAGAAGGUGGUGAUGUACGACUUGACCGCUAGGAAGACAGUGGACGAAGUGAGCAUUGCCGGAGGAGUUCGAUAUGUUGUUUGGUCUCAGAAUGGAGCUUAUGUUGCCUUCAUGUCCAAGCACAAUGUGCUCUUGGCGGGCAAGAAUCUCGAGUACUACCAUUCCUUUCAUGAGAACAUCAGGGUGAAGAGUGGUGCUUGGGAUGAGAAUGGCGUCUUCAUCUACUCUACCUUGAGUCAUGUGAAAUAUUGCUUGCCCAACGGGGACAGCGGAAUUAUCCAUUCCCUGGCCAACCCUCUCUACAUCGUGCGAGUGCACAAGCAGAUCCUCCAUUGCAUGGACCGAGAGCAUAAAGUGCAGAAGCAGCGUCUGAAUUGCUCGGAGUAUCUCUUCAAGUUGGCACUGCACAAGCGGAAUUUUAAUGAUGUGAAGCUUUGGAUCACCAAUGGUCGCUUGUGUGGCAAUGCUGUGAUUGGGUACUUGAAGCAAAAGGGCUUCCCAGAGGUGGCAUUGCAUUUCGUGGAAGACCAGCAGACACGCUUCAACUUGGCACUGGAGUAUGGACACAUUGAGGAAGCGAUGACGGCAGCACAAGAAUUGGAUGAGCGCAGCUGUUGGAAUCGUUUGGGCUUGGAGGCCUUACGACAAGGGAAUCAACAGAUCGUCGAGAUGGUCUACCAGAAGACCAAGAACUUCGAUGCGCUGUCCUUCUUGUAUCUCAUCACCGGGAAUUCUAACAAGCUUAAGAAGAUGCUCAAGAUUGCUGAGAUGCGAGGUGAUGUGAUGUCCAGGUUCCACAAUGCACUGAUGCUGGGCCAUGUCGAGGAGCGGGUGAAGAUCAUGGCCGAGAUGGGUCAGGUGCCUUUGGCCGCCUUGACCGCUCGUGCUCAUCAAUUGAAGGAGUACAUGGAGAAGUUAGAGGAGCAGCUGAGCAGUAGUGAUAUCUUGUCUCAGAUUCCCAAGCGCACCGUUCUGCUUGUGCCUCCUGUGCCUUUGGCUCGACCUGGCUCUGGGGAGGCCAAUUGGCCUUUGCUGAUGUCCACGAAGAAAAUCUUCGAGAAGAGUUCCUUCGAGGCGGCUGCGCCACCACCGAUGCCGGGCUCUGAAGCCUUCUUAGACGCUCAGGAAGAUGCACCAGAAGACACAGAAGCUCCAGGUUGGGGCGAUGAAGACAAUGAUCUCGAUCUCGGUGGUGACAUGGGUGGUGGAGAUUGGGGAGGUGAUUUGGAUUUGGGUGAUCUGGGCGCCUUGCCAGAAGAGCCAGUACAUGUGGAGGAGCGUGGAGUGAAUCUCACCUUGGGCGACAGCUGCCAGGCCAAAUGGCUGAAAAAACGGCGCUUGCCCGCAGACUUGGUGGCUGCAGGUGACUUCGAAGAGGCUUUGAACCUGCUGAAGAGACGCCUGGGAUUGAUCAAUGCUGAGCCCUUGGCGCCCAUCUUCAAAGAAGCAUACUGGGCCACGUGUUCGUCACUGACAGCCUUGCCACAGAUGCCUUCACUCCAUUGGCCGUUGCUGAGUGAAGGUAGUGCCAAAUCUAGAGACUUGGCUCCGAAGAUUCUCUUCACGCCUCAGGUGAUCUUGGAUCGUGCGAGAGAAGCUCUUCGGAUGGUGACCUCUGGGAAGUUCAAUGAUGCCUUGAACGCCUUCCGCAGUGUCCUGCAGGCCAUCCCCAUUUCAGUGGCCAAUGAUGCCAAUGAGGAGCGACAGCUUACGGAGAUGAUUGACACCUGCAGAGAAUAUGUCAACUUCACUCGGCUUCAGGUGGCCAGUAAGAAACUGACACCAGACAAGGUAGCCAAAAUCCUUGAGCUCAACUCCUACCUCACGGUCUGCAAAUUGCAGCCAUACCACCAGUUCUUGGCUCUGAAAUCCGCCAUGGGCGCUUGCUACAAGGGAGAGAACUUUGUCACUGCCGCCUCCUUUGCAAAAAGGAUGGUUCAGGGCAACUUUGGCCCUCCAGACAAGACUAAAGAGGAUGUGCAGAAGGCCCGACAAGUCUUGCAGAUUUGUGAGCAGAAGGGCACCGACAAGCACAAAAUCAACUUCGAUUUCAAGGCUGCAGUUGAGGACAUCAAGAUUUGCUCUGGCUCUCUUUCAGCCAUUGGUGCGACAGAGACCCCCAUUGCGUGCCCCUACUGCGGCUCACUCUAUGUCACUUCCUUCAAGGGCAAGCUUUGCGAUGUUUGCCAGCUUGGUGAGAUUGGUGCCAACACUCUUGGCAUUCAGCUGAGACCGAUUUGAGGAACUUUGAUGGAACACUGUGGAACACUUGUAUAUAAUCGCCACUGUCGGAUUUUGGGAGCACCCAGGUCAUCUCGG